Molecule: messenger RNA, 2574 nt
Organism: Contarinia nasturtii (swede midge)
Lineage: Eukaryota; Metazoa; Arthropoda; Insecta; Diptera; Cecidomyiidae
Gene: Kap-alpha3
Product: importin subunit alpha-3
Exons: 5
Coding region: 326-1858 (510 amino acids)
Biological process (GO): NLS-bearing protein import into nucleus
Cellular component (GO): cytoplasm; nucleus; nucleoplasm
Molecular function (GO): nuclear import signal receptor activity; protein binding
Source: RefSeq, a predicted model, not a curated record
UUCGGUGGGGCGAAAUCGAAAUAUUAACUCUCGUUGAUUGACUUGAGUGAAGUUGCUGUAUGUUAUACGGGCAACACACAAAAAUGUCGUGUUAAUUGUUAAAAGGAAAAGUAAGUUCCACGAGAAAGCACACAUACAUUACGGACAUUAGGUACAUUUAUACCUAUAGUGUCAAAUUGAAGAGAAGUGAAGAGAGAAUAUAAAAGUAAAAACGAUUUUAAUACAAAGUGAUUAUAAAACGAAAUUGAAAUAACCAACGAAUAACCGAUUGUAUUUUAAAAAAUUUAACAAAAUAAAAACUAAUUCGUAGUUUUAAAACCGCAAAAUGGCCGAUCCGCAAGGAAAAAAUCGCUUGCAAGAAUUUAAAUACAAAGGCAAAGAUCAAGAUGAGAUGCGAAGAAGACGUAAUGAAGUGACAGUGGAACUACGUAAAAAUAAGCGUGAGGAAACGAUUUUGAAGCGUCGUAACGUGCCCGACUCUACCGACGAAGAUGAUUCGGUCAAUUCAGUGAAUUUGGCAAAAUUAGUGGAGAAUGCUGGUGACGCUAGCGAUCCGGAAAAGCAAUUAGCAGCUGUGCAAGCUGCACGAAAAUUAUUGUCAUCCGAUCGUAAUCCGCCCAUCGAUGAUUUGAUAAGCAGUGGCAUUUUACCAAUCCUCGUGGAAUGUUUAAAGCACAAAGAGAACACAAUUCUACAAUUUGAAGCGGCUUGGGCACUCACAAACAUUGCAUCAGGCACAUCAAUGCAAACGAAUCAGGUGGUUGCAGCGGGUGCGGUACCAUUGUUUCUCGAAUUACUCAGUUCACCAUCGCCGAGUGUAUGCGAACAGGCGGUAUGGGCGCUAGGUAAUAUUAUCGGUGAUGGUCCACAUUUGCGUGACUAUGUAAUUAAACAUGGUGUGGUGCAACCAUUGUUAUCGUUCAUCAAACCCGAUAUACCAAUUUCAUUUUUGCGUAAUGUCACAUGGGUUAUUGUGAAUUUGUGUCGAAACAAAGAGCCACCACCACCAACAGAAACCAUACAAGACAUUUUACCGGCACUCAAUCAUUUGAUUUAUCACACGGAUGUCAAUAUAUUGGUUGAUACGGUAUGGGCAUUAAGCUAUUUAACCGAUGGUGGUAACGAUCAAAUUCAAAUGGUCAUCGAAAGUGGUGUUGUACCGAAGCUAAUCCCAUUGAUUGCUCAUGUUGAGGUGAAAGUUCAAACAGCUGCGCUACGUGCCGUUGGCAAUAUUGUAACCGGUUCGGAUGAACAAACACAAGUAGUACUCAAUUGCGAUGCGUUGUCCUAUUUCCCAGCAUUAUUGAGCCAUCCGAAAGAGAAAAUUCGAAAAGAAGCCGUUUGGUUUUUGUCAAAUAUCACGGCUGGCAAUCAGUCGCAGGUACAAGCGGUCAUCGAUGCCGGUCUCCUGCCAAAAAUCAUAGACAACUUAAGUCACGGCGAAUUUCAAACGCAAAAAGAAGCCGCAUGGGCCAUUAGUAACCUAACAAUCAGCGGAAAUCGAGAACAAGUUGCACAAUUGAUUAAAGACAACGCAAUACCACCAUUCUGUAAUUUAUUAACAUGUAAAGAUACACAAGUGAUUAAUGUUGUUCUUGAUGGUAUCAAUAACAUGCUGAAGAUGGCUGGUCCGCACGUAGUCCAAAUUGCAAAUAUGAUCGAAGAAUGUGAUGGAAUGACGAAAAUCGAAGAAUUGCAAAAUCACGAAAACGUUGAUAUUUACAAAUUAGCCUAUGACAUAAUAGAACAAUUCUUUUCCGACGAAGCGGAUGAUGCAAAUUUGGCGCCAGCAGCAGACGAAAACGCAUUUCAAUUCAAUCAAACGUCUGAUAUACCAAACGAAGGAUUCAAGUUCUAAUACAAAAAUCAUGUUUACAAAAACGGCAUUCAAAUUCUCAUCGAUAUCAACGUCAGUAGCAGCAGCAGUAACAAUAAUAACAACAUGAAUACACAGGAGAUCAAACGUUUGUUAAACAUACAAUAGAAAAUGAAUGAUGAAUACUAAAUAAAUCCAAAAUCCGCAAACUUACAUGCAAACAUCAACAGCGACAUAAACAGUAUGCCGCCAUCAACCCAACAGACAACCACAACAACAAGCAAAACAAUUAAUGCAAAGCAGAAAGAAGGAAAAUAAUUCUUUUUAAAGCAAUUUAUCCAAAAAUGGUUUUUAAUAUGAUAGACUUUCCGAUUAAAUGCGAUUUUUUAAAAGCUCUCCCAAAUGAAAAAAAAAAACACAAAAACACAAAUUUAAAACAAACGAUCCAUCUUCUUCUCUUUUAAUUUAUAGCUAUAUCCAUUAAAUCGAAUAAAAUAGAUAGAGAGAAAUAGAACGUUUUCUCCUCGACCAGAGAUAUAAUUCGCAAAUCGUAGGAAAGAUGAAGAAUGCAAAUAAAAUCUUAAUCUCGCAAGCAAUAGUUAAUUUUCAAUGAACAAAUAAAACAAAGAAUAAAAAUGAAAAAGAAACACACACAAAUGUUGUACAUCCAAAACAUCUCUAGAACAAUAGAAACAUUGAAAAAAUAAAUCGAAAAAACGAAAAUCUAUGAAACAAUAAAGGAAAUGAUUAUAUAUAUA